AUGCAACCUCCCGGCGGAGCGCCCCCGCACCGGCCCCGGAGCAAGCGCCGCUCACGGCAUUCCGGAGCCGGGCCCGACCCACGCCUCCGCUUCCUACCUCGGGCCGCGAGUUGCCACAGCCCCAUCACCCUGUGCCGGUCCCCAACACUUCGGGACUCAGCCCGGCACCCCACGGGGCCGCACUCGCGCACCCCCACACCGUCUUCCUGCGCCGUCUUCCUCCCUGCGCCGUCUUCCUCCCGCUGCCUCGGUGCCUGUUGCCCCGGCCCGGCCAGGUGGGACCCGAGACCCUCAGGGGGCAGGACAGGGACCCCCAGCACACACGGUGGGGGGCUCAGCUGCCGCAUGCCCAUGGGUGUCUCAUGGGAAGGAGAAGCCGAGGGCAGCCCUGACCGCAGGCUCUCCGGAGCAGGCAGCGGGCCAGCCGGCUCUGGCACCCGGCCCGGAAGUCUGCCCUGCCCCUUCACUGUGACUCUGCAAAACAGUGGGGCGGAGGCCGUGACGAUGACGAUGGCCGGGCAAGGAGGAAGUAGAGGGGUACGGCUGGGCUCUGCACUGCUCGGGGCAGAGCGGAGGGCUCGGCUGAGCACGAAAGAGGACGGCCGAGGCCAGCCGGCCGCCACAGCCAUGGCAGAGGCCGAAGACAGGAGCAUCCAUACCCAGCACAUCUCGGCCGUGCACAACGUGCCCAUGCGGGUCCUCAUCCGGCCCAUCCCGGCAGAGCUGGAGCCGGGAAAGGUGCAGAGCCUGAUGGAGACCCUGCAGGAGGAUCCCGAGCGGGUUCCCCCCAUCGACGUGCUCUGGAUCAAAGGCAGUGAGGGCGGCGAUUAUUUCUACUCCUUCGGGGGCUGCCACCGCUAUGCUGCCCACCAGGCACUCUGCCGGGAGACCAUCCCCGCCAAGAUCAUCCCCUCCACCCUCAGCGACCUCCGUACCUACCUCGGCUCCUCCACGCCUCACCUGCGCUAGCCCAGCACCCCCAGGAUGCCCAGCAGCCCCUUCUAUCCCUGUUGGUUCCAACCCGUGAACCCUUGAUGAGGACGUGGCCGGCGUCCCCAGCCCUGGGGUGUCGCCAUGGUCCCUCCAGCCGGGAGGGGUCAGGGUCCCCAGACUUGGAAGGUCCCCGGGGUCCCGGCAGCCGGGAUGGGUCGGGCUCUCACCGGUACCGGCAGGCGCCCGGCAGCGCCGGCAGGUGGCGCUGUUGUGCCGCGCUGCGCCGCCUGGAGCGACCGCGCGGACGGGGACGGGACGGGACGAACCGGGCCGGGAUGAACAGGUUGGGGUGGGAUGAACGGGAGCACGGCACAAUCGGGAAUAGCUGAACCGUGAUGGAACAGGCUAAACCGGGGCACGGCUCAACCGGGAAUAGCUGAACCGGGAUGGAAUGGGCUUAACCGGGGCAUGGCUCAAGCGGGAAUGGCGGAACCGGAGCACACUGGAACUGGGACAAGUCACAGCUCAUUCGGGGCGCAGCUGAACCGGGAAGGGGUACAGGCGAACUGGGACAUAACAGAAUUAGGGCACGGGGAAGAGACACAGCCGACCUGGUGUGGCCAGUUCCCCCCCUCCCUCACCGACUCUGGGCUCACCAGUGUCCCAGUCUCCGUGGGGGGCAUCUCCAAAAUCCUGUGGUGGGGACAGCCGCUGCUGCACCUGGAAUAAAGAUGAUCAAAAUCUCUGCA
Messenger RNA from Haemorhous mexicanus (house finch), 1682 nucleotides. RefSeq names its product sulfiredoxin 1 (gene SRXN1). Gene Ontology annotation, molecular function: sulfiredoxin activity. Gene Ontology annotation, biological process: cellular response to oxidative stress. The transcript has 3 exons. The coding region runs from base 1 to 969 and encodes 322 amino acids. Gene Ontology annotation, cellular component: cytoplasm. Lineage: Eukaryota; Metazoa; Chordata; Aves; Passeriformes; Fringillidae. The record is from RefSeq and is a predicted model, not a curated record.